CAAAAAAAACUGUUCUUGGUCAUUUAUCACCCUCAGGGAUACUUACGUAACCAUUUAGCAAAAAUAAUAUUGAUAUAGUACUUUUGAAAAAAUACGUGUCAUUCUCAAACGUUGUGCGGGAACCCGCGAGGCGCGUUCACGUCUCAGGCGAGAGGAGCGUAUUUCGGAAGACUUUCAGGAUUCGGGAUCAGGUCAGGACGUCCAGGCUCGGAAACAAGUUCGGUACCGGAAGGUCCAAAAACGUGAAAAUAGCGAGCAAAUAUGGAGAAGAAGUGGCGGGCGAAUUGAACCUCCACCCCGGGGCCUGGCGGUGCCAUGGCGUCCCGGCUGCUGGACCGCUUGAAGCGCUCGCUCUUUAAAGGCGAUCAGGGGGCGGGGCCUGAGCAGGAAGCUGCGGGGGGAGCGGCAGAGCGGGGGUGGAGCGAGGACCGCUGGGAGGCGGAGCUCGAAGAGGAGGACGAGUGCGUGACGGAGCGACUCGGCGGCACGCUGUCCUUCGACAGCCGUGGCGAGGCGGAGGAUGAGGCGGAGGGGGAGGGGGAGGGGUCGGGGCUGGACAGCGACUCGGACUUCCUGGGCGAAUCCAUAGAGGAGGGGCUUAGCAGUACAGACGCCAGUCCUGUCGGCCCCUCCCCCUCCGGCCCGCUGACUCGGCAGCUGCAGGACGGCUGGCGGAGCCUGCGUGGGCUGGGCGGAGGAAGCCCCGCCCACAAGAUGCAUCGCCAGGCGGACAGUUUGUCGUUUGAGGUGACGGACGCCAGCGUGGUGCAGGACGGCGCCUCCAACUCUACACCGUCCACGUGGUCCAGUCGGGCGGCAGCGACAAGACCCCGGCCGUCAUCACUCGCCGCUAUUCCGACUUCCGCCGGCUGCACGCCACCCUGCGCCGUCGCCACGGGGACCAGAUGGAGCGCGUGGUCUUCCCGCGUAAGCCAGCGUCUUCUGCCACGCGGGCAAUGCCGUGGUCACUUCCUGUUUGCCCCCGCAGGUAAGAAGAUGCGCAAGAACUUCACGGCCGAGACCAUCGCCAAGCGCAGCCGCGCCUUCGAACAGUACCUGUCUCACCUGUGCGCCCUCUCUGGCCUCGGGGGGGCGCUGUGCGUGCGGCAGUUCUUCUACCUGGCCGACCUGCAGACUGGACAGCUGCUCAUCAGGGUGGGGCGGUACCAGGACGCCCUGGGUCCGCUGCUCAACGCCAAGAGGCUUCAGGACAAACUGGGCGGGGCCAUCCCCUGCGAUCCCGACUGUCCGGCCCCGCCUCCCCCGGGCUCCUCCCACUGGCUGUUCACGCUGGUGGGACUCGCCUGUUGCUUCCAGGAAGUGGACCAGCAGGAGGAGGCCCGGGACCACGUGGACCGCGCCCUGCGGCUCCUGGCCCCCGCCGGCGAGACGCCGGGUCCGGACAGGCCACACCCACUCCUGCUGCCGCUCCUACGGGCCGCCGUGCGCCUGUCCUGGCAGACGGGGAGGGACAAGCGGCGGUGGGAGGAGCUUCUGCGGGCGCUGGAGGAGCAGUGGGCGGGGCUUGGCGAUCAGCCAAGCAUCAAGGAGUUUCUGGUCAAAUGUGACCUGCAGGAAGACCAGGAGGAGGUCUAGUCGCGCAUGUGCACGCACGUGCACGCCCGUCACGCACGUGCACGCCCGUUAACAACAAACAGUAGGGCAUUCCUUUUAUUACAGGUUUUAUUAUGAUUGCUAGAUGUCAUAUUUCCUUUAUUUUGAAGAAAAACGGGAUAUUUUCUAUUGGAUAUUAAACGGAUUGUAAAUAAAUAUUAGUAUCAUAGUUCUUAGAAAAUAUGCGGAGAGGAAAAUGUUAUGUCCUUUCAUAGAAGAUAUGCUUUUUAUUGAGUCAAUUAAUUGUGUGUGUGUGUGUGUGUGCUGCUGCUGGUUGAAACUUGCUUGUAAGGUGGCAAGAGUGGAUGUGGUUGCCAUGGAGACCAGUGUGCGGGAUGGAAAUAGACUCUUGAUUUAAGGGAACAUGCGACCGUGAUGAUGUCAUCGCGUCGCUUUUAUAAAAUCGGACUUUAGUUGAACGCCAGUCUACUUUGUUGCAUUUUAAAGGGGAGCAGAAGUGGAAAGUGUUUAUUUGGGCAGUUCUCUCUGGCGCCACACUGUGGUCACUUGGGUGUUGCCAGCUGCCAUGUCCUGCUAGAGCAGGGGUCGGCAACCCAAAAUGUUGAAAGAGCCAUAUUGGACCAAAAAUACAAAAAAAAAUCUGUCUGGAGCCGCAAAAAAUUAAAAGCCAUAUUACAUGUGUCAUGAGAUAUAAAUUGAAUUAAGAGGACUUAAAGGAAACUAAAUGAGCUCAAAUAUAGCUACAAAUGAGGCAUAAUGAUGCAAUAUGUACAUAUCGCUAGCCUAAAUAGCAUGUUAGCAUCGAUUAGCUUGCAGUCAUGCAGUGACCAAAUAUGUCUGACUAGCACUCCACACAAGUCAAUAACAUCAACAAAACUCACCUUUGUGCGCUCACGCACGACGUUAAAAGUGUGGUGGACAAAAUGAGACAGAAAAAGUGGCAUAAAACACGUCCUAGAAAGUCGGAGAAAUUUAUACAUGUAAACAAACUAUACGGUGAGUUCAAGGACCGCCAAAAUAAGUAGGACAAAACGGCGCUCGCCAAAUACUCGAAUGAGUGAAGCAUAUUUAAUAUAAACAGUGUGAUUUAUAACAAUUAGGGGGUUUGUGUCAUGUUUGUCCUCCUACAGAAACCAUACUAAAACAAAAAAAUACCUUUUUUCCCCUCAUCUUUUUCCAUUCUUCAUACAUUUUUGAAAAAUCUCCAGAGAGCCACUAGGGCGGCGCUCAAGAGCCGCGGGUUGCCGACCCCCGUGCUAGAGCACAGGUGUCAAACU
Entelurus aequoreus (snake pipefish) is the source of this 2852-nucleotide messenger RNA. Its product is annotated as sorting nexin-21-like. Gene Ontology annotation, cellular component: early endosome membrane. The transcript has 5 exons. NCBI's taxonomy places the organism in Eukaryota, Metazoa, Chordata, Actinopteri, Syngnathiformes, Syngnathidae. Gene Ontology annotation, molecular function: protein binding; phosphatidylinositol phosphate binding. Bases 316 to 1596 code for a protein of 426 amino acids. The record is from RefSeq and is a predicted model, not a curated record. Gene Ontology annotation, biological process: protein transport.